CCACCCCUCACAAAUGGAGCCUGGAGACAAAAAUACCUCCAGCAGCGCGCGGGGGCGCGCGCGCGUGUGAUCUCAGAGCUAUUUCUUCGUCCUGGGUACGAUCUAAUAAUAGGAGAGGCAGAGUUCUCCUUUAAGACCCACCUUGUUGCAUAAACUCCACAAAAAUCCUUUAACAUCAUGGUGAUCAAAGUCUUCCUCGCCUCUUCCUCGGGAUCCACAGCGAUCAAGAAGAAGCAGCAAGAUGUGGUCGGUUUCUUGGAGGCUCUUAAGGUGGACUACACGGAGCUGGACAUCGCCUGCAACGAGGACAACCGCUUGUGGAUGAGGCAGAAUGUUCCGAAAGACAAGAAGCCUGCCAAUGGCAUCCCUCUCCCUCCUCAGAUAUUCAACGAAGACAGUUACUGUGGGGACUAUGAAACAUUCUUCGAUGCCAAAGAGGACAACUCAGUGUUUGCCUUCCUAGGGUUGCCCCCUCCUCCUGGAUCCAAGGAAGCCCUGCAGGCUGAGAAGGAGCGUGUUGUACAGAACGGGACCCAUGCUGAGGAGGAGAACCCUGACAACUCAGUAGAGGUACCGGUAGAGGAGCAAAAUGGCCACUCACACAGAGAGGAGGAGGAAGAGGAGGAGGAAGGUGAGGGUGGCGAGGCAGAUGAUGAAGCCACUGCAGGAGACGAGGCCCUCGCAGAAGAAGAGGAGGAGGAAGUAGAAGAAACAGACGAGCAGGCACGAGAAGGAGAGGAAGAGGAUGAAGAGCAAGAGGAAGAGGAUUUGCAGUCAGAGGAGGAAGAAGAGCUACGACAACUUGAGGAGGAAGAAGAGGCAGAAGCACAAGAGGAGGAAGAGGCUGAGUAGUUACAGUGGGUGAUGAUGACUCACUACUGACCAGCCAGAAAGAGCCUCUCUGUUCCCUCUCUGAACCCUGACGCCUGACCUCCCUUGACCCCGCCCGAGACUCGUCACACAGCCUGUCACCACUGGACGUUCUGGAAACCACUGGUCAUGGAGGCGCUGGCAAAACUGUCCAAAACCACAUUUCUCAUCUCCAAUAUUGACCUAGUUUUUAUAUCUAAUGUUUAGAGAGACACUAUAAUAAAACUGUUUUAAGUAGA
This is a messenger RNA of Nothobranchius furzeri (turquoise killifish), 1109 nucleotides long. RefSeq names its product SH3 domain binding glutamate-rich protein (gene sh3bgr). NCBI's taxonomy places the organism in Eukaryota, Metazoa, Chordata, Actinopteri, Cyprinodontiformes, Nothobranchiidae. Gene Ontology annotation, cellular component: cytoplasm. The record is from RefSeq and is a predicted model, not a curated record.